Messenger RNA from Petromyzon marinus (sea lamprey), 1492 nucleotides. Its product is annotated as trace amine-associated receptor 365-like. The record is from RefSeq and is a predicted model, not a curated record. Gene Ontology annotation, biological process: adenylate cyclase-activating adrenergic receptor signaling pathway; positive regulation of MAPK cascade. Lineage: Eukaryota; Metazoa; Chordata; Hyperoartia; Petromyzontiformes; Petromyzontidae. Gene Ontology annotation, molecular function: G protein-coupled receptor activity. Gene Ontology annotation, cellular component: plasma membrane.
UCCUAAGAGCGCUCCAGAAGCGUUACCGUUGGUUGUAACAGGAGCAAGAAGAUGUUGAAAACCAAGUUACAAUUGAUCCAUCUGCCAAGUGACUGUCUCUAGCGGAGACUUACGUGCAGUAGAUAUCUCCAUCAAAUGUCAUUCGCCGCUCUCCAGCUUAGGUCACGCAUUCCUAACAAACAAUAAAUGCAAACUUGCAUUCUGUACAGUGAGAUGCUUCUUUCUUGCUGACCGUUGAGGGUUAAUUUUGUAUCAUCGUAGCCCAUUCGAAUCUCCACGAAGUUGAAAGCGAAAUUACAGAACAAUAUCCAUUGGAACAGUUCAACGGUAGAACGAAUUAAUAAUAAUAUAAUUUAACAAAUAACGUGACCGAGGAGGCAGACGAAACAAUGAACGAGUCGGGUAGUAAUGACUCAUCGAGGCGGUGCGUGUGGACCUUCCACCAAGUCAGCUGCACGUCCAGCGACCUCUCGGCAGCGGAGCGAACCACCCUCCUCGCCAUCCUCCUCUCCAUCAGCGCCAUCACCAUCGCGGGCAACAUCCUCACCAUAGCCUCCAUCCUCUACUUCAGGCAGCUGCAGACUCGCCCCAACGUCCUGACACUGUCUCUCGCCGUGGCGGACCUCCUGGUGGGCCUGCUGAUCAUGCUCUUCAACGCGAUGAGCUCCGUGCACAACUGCUGGUUCUACGGUCGCGUCUCGUGCAGGGUCCACACGUGGCUCGACUACACCUUCUGCACGUCGUCCAUCGUCCACCUCAGCUGCAUCUCGUUCGACCGCUACGUGGCCAUCAGCGACCCGCUGCGCAACAACGACAGUAUCACGCACGCGGCACUGGCGGCGAUGCUCGCCCUGUCCUGGUUCAGCUUCCCGAUAGACGGCCUCGCCUUCAUGCUGCAGUGGAACCUGGUCGGGCUGGAGGAGGAGACGAGAUGGAGCUGUCCCGACGACUGCGAGGUGAUCCUCAAUCUGCCCUAUGCAGUUGCCAUCACCGCGUGCGCCUUUGUGUUGACUAUGCUCCUCAUGGCGCUCGCGUACGACCGCAUCUACCGCCUGGCCCGGGUGCAGUCGUGCAAGAUCAACAGCCUGGGUGCGCAGGUGCAGAAGGCGAGCAGCGACGCGGAAUGCCUAAGUAAGUGGAAUGCCAUGAAGCGGGACCACAACGCCACCAUUACGCUGGGCAUCAUCAUCGGGAUAUUAAUCGCGAUCUGGAUGCCCUAUUUCGUGGUCUCGGCCACGGAGCCAAUGGUCGGCUACCAGGCGGGCCCCGUGGCCUGGGAGGUCAUCAACUGGUUCACGUACCUCAACUGGAUGGCGAACCCCAUCCUGUUCGCGGCCUUCAACAUGUCCUUCCGCUGGGCCUUUCGCCUGCUCGUCAUGUGCAGCGCCUUCCGGCCGGGGAUCCGAGGCGUGGAUCUGUUUAACUUCAAGGAGAGGCCAGCGUGACGGACUCGACCGAGUCUGAUCACCGAGCCCGAAUCGCAUCGUCUCAG